Pyrus x bretschneideri (Chinese white pear) is the source of this 1192-nucleotide messenger RNA. RefSeq lists its product as uncharacterized. NCBI's taxonomy places the organism in Eukaryota, Viridiplantae, Streptophyta, Magnoliopsida, Rosales, Rosaceae. Gene Ontology annotation, molecular function: protein binding. Bases 206 to 1018 code for a protein of 270 amino acids. The record is from RefSeq and is a predicted model, not a curated record. The transcript is spliced from 8 exons.
CAAAAAACCCGGAUUUCCUAUUCGGUAGAAAAAUUACUGCUUUGAAUCAAUCACUCCUGUUCUCCCGUCUCCGGCGUCUCUCUCUCCUUCGCCAAAACCUCCGCCGCUUCUCCGCCCAAAGCCUCCACCACCGCUCUCUCACCCUUAUUGUCUCUUUUCUCUCUCCAUCUCUCUCUGUGUCUAGCACACACAGUGUACACAGACGAUGCAGAGGCAGCUGCUGAAGAAGCUCACUCUCCGACCUCCCAAUGGACUCACCCAAUUCAAUCAGCGGAGAGAGAUGCACAGCAGGAACAAGAAGGCGAUGGAGUUGAUAGCAAAAGGCUGGAGCGCCCUCAAGGAAGUCGACCGAGUCAUCGAUUACUGCGAGCUCAACGAUCGCCGCCUCAUCCCUCUUUUACGGGGAGCGAAGGAGAAUUUUGAGUUGGCACUGGAGGCUGACAAUUCGAAUACCCAUGCCAGGUAUUGGUUGUCCAAAUUGCAUUUGAAAUACCAUGUCCCGGGAGCCUGCAAAGCUAUAGGAGCUGCUUUGUUAGUUGAAGCGGCAGAUAUGGGUGAUCCGGAUGCACAGUACGAACUGGGUUGUCGUCUUAGAGUUGAUAAUGAAUAUGUUCAUUCGGAUCAGCAAGCUUUCCAUUAUAUAGAGAAGGCUGUUGACCAGUUGCAUCCAGGUGCUCUUUACCUUCUUGGUUCUGUGUAUCUGACGGGAGACUGCGUGAAAAAAGAUAUUGCCUCUGCAAUGUGGUGUUUCUAUAGGGCAUCAGAUAAGGGACAUCCCGGUGCAGCUAUAGCAUUUGGAUCUCUUCUUCCUAGAGGUGCUGAAAUCCCCGAAUCUGUGACGAAGUUCUCUUCAAAGAGGGGUCCUUUGGCCAGAAAGGAAAGUGUAACAGAUCCCAUAGAGAUGGCAAGAGAACGAUUCCAGAUUGCUGCGAAAGCAGGAUGUGAUCUUGGACUUAAAUGGUUGGAAAGACUUGAGGAGGAAGAGAAACAUCUUUUGACCGGAUCUGAAAUGGCCUGAACGGGGGUAAGUCCUCCACCCGCCGGAGGCCUUACCAUAGGUCUAAAUUAGGUGAAAUUCUUGCAUAAGACGCCCUGUAGGAUCCAUAUGUAGAGGUGUCACAUACUGAUAUAUGUACUCUAAAAUUUGUUAAGCUUCAUAUUUUACAUAAUACAAAAACACGUCCAAUAGUCA